Molecule: messenger RNA, 2289 nt
Organism: Micropterus salmoides (largemouth bass)
Lineage: Eukaryota; Metazoa; Chordata; Actinopteri; Centrarchiformes; Centrarchidae
Product: meprin A subunit beta-like
Biological process (GO): proteolysis
Cellular component (GO): membrane
Molecular function (GO): zinc ion binding; metalloendopeptidase activity; protein binding
Source: RefSeq, a predicted model, not a curated record
GUAUGUAUUUAUUUUUCUGUACAAAGAGAAAAUAACAUUUCUUUAGACACAGCAGGACUCGGGCAGGUUGAAGCAACACAGUGAGCGUGUAUCUUCAGCUGCAGCCAUGGCACUCAGGUGGAUCAUUCUGUUCUUUGGCCUGGGACUGGCAGCAGCCAAGCUAACAGGUGACACAGAAAAUGAUGUUGAUGAAGGCCAUGACUGGGACAUCCUUAGCAUCAAUGAAGCGGCUGGUCUGGACCUGCUGGAGGGAGACAUCGUACAGGAGGAAACAUUCAUCAGAAACUCAAUCAUAGGAGAUGAGUAUCGCUGGCCAACUACCGUUCCUUACUACCUGGAGGACAGUCUGGAGAUGAAUGCAAAGGGAGUAAUCCUGAAGGCAUUUGACCAGUACAGACUGAAGACCUGCAUUGACUUCACACCACGGAAAGGAGAGGAGAACUACAUCUCUGUGUUCAAAGGGGAAGGAUGCUCCUCCUAUGUAGGCAACCAGCGUAUGGGGAGGCAGCAGCUGUCCAUUGGUGAACACUGUGACUCUCUAGGAACCGUUGAGCAUGAGUUCCUGCACGCUCUGGGCUUCUGGCACGAGCAGUCCAGAGCCGACCGUGAUGAUUACGUCAACAUCAUGUGGGAUCACAUUGAACCUGGUCACAAGCACAACUUCGAAAGCUACAAUGACACGGUGUCCAGUGCUCUAGGUGUUCCCUAUGACUACAGCUCUGUAAUGCACUACGGAAAGACGUCCUUCAGCAUUGAUUCUGAGCCCACCAUCGUCACCAAGAUCCCCCACUUCAUUGAUGUGAUUGGUCAGAGGAUGGGGUUCAGUGCUAGUGACCUAACCAAGCUCAACCGUCUCUACAACUGCACCAAGUCUUCUACCUUUGUGGACAGUUGUGACUUUGAGGAGGAGGACAUUUGUGGGAUGAUUCAGGGUCCUGGCAAUGCAAAGUGGGAACAACGUAGUUCUGUAAAAGGAGGGCCUCAGACUGACUUCACCAACAUGGGACAAUGCAAAGGAAAAGGCUUCUUCAUGCACUUCAGCACGGCCUCUGCUAAACCUGGUGACCGUGCAGUCCUGGAGAGUCGUUGGCUUUAUCCCAAACCUGGAGCCCAGUGUCUGCAGUUCUUCCUCCAUAACACCGGGGCAGCAGAUGAUGUUCUCAACAUCUGGGUGCGAGAGGAUGACCGCAGCAGAAAACGGAAGCUCUUCAAGAGUAUUUCAGGAGGCGUCAGGGGCUCUUGGGAACUGCAUAACAUCAAUCUGAGUGUGACCAGGAAGGCCCGUGUGGUUUUUGAGGGCGUGAGGGGAAAGGGGCCAUCGAAGGGAGGUUUCUCUCUGGAUGACAUUAACCUGUCAUCCACAAAGUGCCCUCAGCACAUCUGGCACAUCCACAACAUCACCGGCCUGCUGGCCACCACACCAGCAGGACAGGGAAAGUACAGCCCUCGCUUUCUGUCACCAGCAGGUUACUCCUUCCAGGUAGGUGUGUACCUAAACGGAAUGAGCGACCGUCCAGGGUACAUGGCCAUUUACUUCCACCUGACCUCAGGCCCAAACGACAGCAACCUCAAGUGGCCGUGUCCGUGGCAGCAGGCAACUAUGGUCCUGAUGGAUCAGCAGUCUGACAUCAGACAGCAAAUGAACAUGCAUCUAAUGCUCACCACCGACCCUGACGAGAUGCACAAAGUACCAAUGGGACAAUCCCAGGAAGGUCGGCUCUAAAGUGACUGAGUCUGAUGGCAGCUUUUACUAUCGAGGACCAGGCUCUGGAACAACUGCCUUCAUCACCCACAGCUGGCUAAAGAGCAGGAACUUCAUCAAAGGAGACGAUGCCUUCUUCCUCUUCAGUCUGGAAGACAUAUCAGGUCUACUGGUAUCUCAGCCUCUUCCCCGCUCUGCAGUCCAUGCUGAUUCCAGUCUGAUGAAGGCUGCAGACCAAGGUGCUCCACAAGGAGCUGCUAAUAACCCCACAGUGGUCAUAGCGAUGGCAGGGUCUGCGGCAGCAGCCAUGUUGGUGGUGUUCAUGCUGAUCGUAGUGAACGCCCGGAGGGUGAGGAAGAGACGGCAGGAGAGUGAUGAGGUGUUGAUCACAAAGAACAUGCCUGGAUUCAUGGAAGAGAGAACAUCUCUUCUCAUCACUCCAUGAUGUCCCGAUCAAAGAACAAAAAUCAGCACUUACUAGAAGAGAGAGGGCAUUACCAAAUGAUCUCUAUAAUCAGAGUGUCACCUGAAUCCUUUUCAUGUAUAAUCUGAAUUUGUUGUUAGAAAUAAAAUAUAUUCUGACAGCA